This is a messenger RNA of Colletotrichum phormii, 1442 nucleotides long. RefSeq names its product ribonuclease III domain-containing protein. The transcript is spliced from 2 exons. Gene Ontology annotation, molecular function: ribonuclease III activity. NCBI's taxonomy places the organism in Eukaryota, Fungi, Ascomycota, Sordariomycetes, Glomerellales, Glomerellaceae. Gene Ontology annotation, biological process: RNA processing. The record is from RefSeq and is a predicted model, not a curated record. The coding region runs from base 119 to 1336 and encodes 405 amino acids.
UGUAACCAAACACCCUCAUUUCUAUCGGCCUCAUUUUCAUGUUGCGACAUAACAUGCAAUAGGAUAUUGUAUUGUUCGGUCAGAAUUUGCGGUUUAUCUGCAUCGAGGAGGAACCAAGAUGAACAAGCGCUCAAGUUCAGGGGCGCUGCCACCGAGCAAGCGAAGACACACUGAAAGCGAAGCAAUAGACUUGCUUCUCGAUCACAGCGAUGAUCUCAUCAGAUGUCUCCAAGCACUGACAAAGGCCAAGACAAGAUGUUCUAUCCAUCCUGAAGACUUUCAAAAGAUCCGACAGCUUAGCAAGGUGUUACUGCCAUCUUUCGAGGAGUUGGCUAGGGAAGGAAAUACACAGGAUCUAGAAAGCGGCGAGAUCGACGAGAAUGAGAAAAAUGCAUCGCAUGAGAAGGGCGAAUCCCUAAUUACACCUAGGCAGACCCCAGCUGUCUCAGGACCACCAAUCCCGUCUUUCAUCUUGGUUAAGCCAUGGACGCCAGCAGAUAUUCCAAAGUCAAUGCCACCUCUUCCCGAAAUCACACAUCCUGUCCUAGAAUUGGCGGCCUUCACGCAUGUAGGCAUGACCAAGCACAAAUCGGAUCUGAGUUACGACCGCCUUGAGUGGCUUGGAGACGCCUAUGUCGAGCUGAUCUCGUCUUCACUCAUUUUCCAAACUUUCGGAGGCAUGUCAACGGGCCAGUGCUCACAGAUCCGAGAGCUUCUGAUUCGCAAUGCCAACCUGGGAGAGUACUCAACGCACUACGAGCUUUUUGAAAGAGCCAACUUGCCGCCGGAGUUCAAGCCCAGAGGCAACCAGCCGGCCGUGGCAAAACCACAUGAGAUCAAAAAGGUCCGCGGUGACUUAUUCGAAGCCUACGUCGCCGCCGUGGUUCUCUCCGAUCCCACCAAUGGACUCACUCGAGUUGCAGAGUGGCUCAAGACACUAUGGGCAACGACCAUCAAGGACCAGAUCAGAUCGGUUGCCAAGACGCCCGGACUGAAGACGGUCAAGGAGCUUGGCGCAACUGUGACCGAGGAGUCUAAGCUACCCCCAAAGGUCCUCCUGAGCCAGAUUAUCGGGGCGAAGGGCAUCAGUAUCCGCUACGAGGACUUGUCCAAGGCGAAUAAGAAAGACAAGUACAACAAUAAGCUGGCUCUCUUCACCGUAGGAGUGUUUCUUGACGGAUGGGGCGAGAAGAACAAGCUCCUCGGAACCGGAAGUGACCUGAACAAGAAGGAGGCGGGCCAAAAGGCAGCGCAGAUGGCACUGAAUAACAAGAAAUUGUUGAAGGUGUAUCAGGAUAAAAAGAAGGCUUUCCUGGAUGCUCUUGGGGAGACGUAGGCGAGGUUAGAGUGAGGCGGUUGCACUAUACCCAUGAUACCACUUUCAAUUAAAGCGACAAUUCACAAGUUUGUGGUCAGCCUAUGAAUAAUGAUCAUAAAAUGCC